GCCCCUGUCGACGAGCUGGCCUCGGAGAUUAAGGAGGCCUUCGUUUCCAACUGGGGCGUGUUGGCGGAGGGCCAGGGCAACCUGCGGCUACUCUACUGGAGUCCCGCGAUUCACCUGGGUGUGGUCCGCUGUGCUACACACCUCGCGAGCCAACUUCGUGCCUCUCUGACGAUGAUGACCCUCCUGGGAGGUGUGCCUGUGCAGGUUUCUGUUCACCUGCUGACAGGAGAAGUGCAAAAUGCGCUUCGGUGCGGCAGAGAGCUGCUGUGCAGGUGGCAGCGGGCGGCGCUGGAGCGUGCUGGACCGGCCGAGCAAGCUGCCGUUCGCCAGGGCUUCGAGACAGAGCUCCGCCUGCUGUCCGAGGUGAAGUCCAGCCACGUUGCCGCCUUCGGCCGAGUGGGCGAAUGA
Symbiodinium sp. CCMP2456 is the source of this 408-nucleotide messenger RNA. The record is from the annotation of a GenBank genome assembly. NCBI's taxonomy places the organism in Eukaryota, Dinophyceae, Suessiales, Symbiodiniaceae.